Gigantopelta aegis is the source of this 6917-nucleotide messenger RNA. Its product is annotated as cyclin-dependent kinase 12-like. Gene Ontology annotation, cellular component: nucleus; cyclin/CDK positive transcription elongation factor complex. The transcript is spliced from 11 exons. The record is from RefSeq and is a predicted model, not a curated record. NCBI's taxonomy places the organism in Eukaryota, Metazoa, Mollusca, Gastropoda, Neomphalida, Peltospiridae. Gene Ontology annotation, biological process: protein phosphorylation; transcription elongation by RNA polymerase II; positive regulation of transcription elongation by RNA polymerase II. The coding region runs from base 324 to 4208 and encodes 1294 amino acids. Gene Ontology annotation, molecular function: cyclin-dependent protein serine/threonine kinase activity; RNA polymerase II CTD heptapeptide repeat kinase activity; cyclin binding.
UUGGGGUUUCGUUGGCAAAAUUUACAUUUGAUAAGGAGAACAAAUCAAACAAAAUCCUUCAUAAAAUGAGAAAAUCCAUUCAUUAAACAUGAAAAAUUAGUUCAAUGAUAUUAAAGUCAAAGCUUUUACAGAUAUAUUUUUCACACAUCAGCAAUAUUUGGCUUAUAAAUCGUCUUGUUAAUGAGACGUUUCCUAACAAUGGGCUGAAACAUUAACUCCAUUACUUAGACUUUUCGUUUAAUCAUCAAUUUGGUUGUUAGGCAUCCAUAAGUACUGUUUAUGUUCAAGGAACCGGCUUUGCCUCGACAACCGUACUGGUUGACAUGCCAAAACCCUCCAAACAUCGUAAAAAUCGAAGGAGCCCAGAAUUGCAUUACGACGAGUUCGACGCCCGGUCAUACGUUCAUCUCGUACCGCAAGACGAACAACAGGAUGACCAUGUAUCUACCAGUUCCAGGAAAAAACAUUCAAAGAAAUCUCGUCAUAAACGUUCAAGGGAUUCUGAUGGCAAAAAAUCAAGUCUACCAACGCCAUCUUUACCCACCCAGCCGAAGACGUCACUUGUUGCAUAUGACGACAUAAGCUCUGACUCUGAUGGCGGACUGUUGAGCGUCAGUGUGAACAAGCGACCCGCGCGGGCAUCUCCUGUGCAUGUUGGGCCGAGUCACAUGAAUGCGAGUCACAGCCAGAAACGUGCUGAGUCACCCGCCACAGCAAUACGGAGUUACCUCAACGAGCGCAGCCAGAGCAACUCCCCGCGGCCCGCCUACAGUCCAACAUACACGUCCAGUAGGAAGUCUAGCAAGCGGCAUCGGGUGUACUCACCCGAGCUACACAGAGGCAGUCAUGUGGAAACGAACAAUUCACGGGUGUACUUGGAACACCCGAAAGCAUAUGCGGGUGAUUUGCCACGGGCGUUUGGCGGAGCUUGCAACGCUAGUCCACCUCCAGCAAAAACAAGCAAGCGGUAUCGGAGCCCCAGUCCUUACGGCUUUAAUCGCAGUGAGCGCAAGGACCGGGGCAAAAGUCCAAGCAGAAAGCAUAAGAGACGAUCGCCAACACGUAGCAGUCAGUCUCGGUAUUCUAAAAAGAAUUAUUCCGAAACACGCAGACAUUCACGUAGUCAAUACGUCGACUCCUCGAGUCGUUCACCCAGUCCUUCGCGUGGCAGUUCGAGAUCGAGAGAGCCAAAGUUCGCUCCUGGUAGCCUGGCUUAUGAGCUGAGCAAGCACAGAAAGGCUCGUGAAAACAAACAAUUGAGAAGCCGAGAUGAGCGGCAGAUUCUGGCCGACAAACAGCGGCAGCGACAGUUGCGUGACAGUAAAGACUUUCAGCAAGUUAAACGUGAACCAAGCCCCCUCUCUUCCCAGUAUGCCAUGAAGAAACAACAGGACAGAGUUCAGCUGGGUGAUGACUGUAUUGUGAUAAAAGUGGAGAAUUUGAAACCGGGCAGCGGGCAGGCUGAGCGUCGCGUGAUGCGAAGCGAGCCACCCCCUGUCGAAGAGCGGCGGUUUGUGGGUGAAAACCACAGAGCCCAGCCUCCAAGACCGGACAUGAUGCAGCAGAGAGUCCCACAGCCAGACGAGUGUCGGCAGGUCUAUCACCCACCCCCGCAGACCCCACCGAAAAAAAUGCUUCCUCUACCUGCACUUUCUCCAGUUGACUCCAGCUCUAGUCAUAGCUCAUAUAGUGAGCGGGAGCCUGAACCGGAGAGAAAUCCUCGUAAAAGGAUCACAGAUCUACCAAUGCCUCCCAUGUUGGACGAUCCAGAGGGGGAUUAUGAUCAGGAGCAGGAUCAAAAUGUUGAGCCUGAGAUGAGGAGGGAACAACACCAACCUAAGAUUAAGAAACCAAAGAUCUGUAGUCAGCGAAGAAACAAUGAACGCAGCAUGGGUGACUGGGGUGAGAGGUGCGUGGACUGGUUUAAAAUUUUGGAAAUCAUUGGUGAGGGAACGUAUGGACAAGUAUACAAAGCCAAGGAUACUGUAUCAGAUGAAUUUGUAGCUUUGAAGAAAGUCCGUCUGGAAAACGAAAAAGAAGGCUUUCCAAUUACGGCAGUGCGGGAAAUCAAAAUUUUACGCCAGCUCCAGCAUCCGAAUAUUGUAAAUCUGAAAGAAAUAGUAACAGACAAACAAGAUGCUUCCGAUUUCAAGAAAGACAAAGGUGCCUUCUAUCUGGUGUUCGAGUACAUGGACCAUGAUUUGAUGGGACUUCUUGAAUCGGGAUUUGUCAAUUUUAAAGAAGACCAUAUAGCAUCUUUUAUGAAGCAACUACUAGAUGGUUUAUAUUAUUGUCAUAAAAAGAAUUUCUUACACAGAGAUAUUAAGUGUUCAAACAUUCUCUUGAAUAACAGAGGGCACAUUAAGCUGGCUGACUUGGGCUUGGCACGUUUUUACUGUGCGGACGACCGGGAUCGACUGUACACUAAUAAGGUGAUCACGUUGUGGUAUCGCCCACCGGAACUGCUGCUGGGGGAGGAGCGAUACGGACCUGCCAUAGAUGUCUGGAGUCUUGGUUGUAUCCUGGGUGAAUUGUUUACAAGAAAACCGAUUUUCCAAGCGAACCAGGAGUUCCUGCAACUGGAGCUGAUCAGUAAAACGUGUGGAAUUCCCUGCCCUGCGGUGUGGCCCGAUGUGAUCAAGCUGCCCCUCUUUCACACGUUCAAACCAAAACGCCAGUACAGGAGACGACUGCGAGAAGAAUUUUCAUUCCUGCCAAAGCUUGCCUUAGAUCUGAUGGAUCACAUGCUGGAGUUGGACCCAGGCCGGAGGUGUACGGCAGAACAGGGACUGUAUUGUCCGUGGUUACGAGAUAUCAUUCCAGCAAGAAUACCGCCGCCAGAUUUGCCAAGAGAUCAGGAUUGUCACGAACUAUGGUGUAAGAACAGAAAAAAAUUGAUGCGAGAACAGAUGAGAAAGGAACAAGAAAUGGGUGGUGUUCCCUCAAAAUCAACUACUCCACAAUCAAUGAAACUUGCACCUGUGGGUCGUGGAUUGCAAGGGAAAGAUACAAAAACCCCUAUCGACAUGAGAGCUUCGGGGGAGUCGCACGACAGUUCCAGGAGGACCUCAGCAGGUGAUGGUAAAUCUUACGUGUAUGGAAAUGGUAAUUCAAAAGAUUCUAUACCUGGUUUAGCUGUUAAGAAAGCUGAGACACCGGAGAGUGGUGGCGGUGGCGGUAGCGGUGAUGGAUUCGGCCGAGAGAAGUCGAGUCACGGCAAGGAGCAGGCGAUCAGUGGUAAGACUACACAAGCUCAGUUGUCACAGCUGAUCGAGCUUCUCAAGUCGCAGCAAGGUGGUAUCAGCAUCAAGCAGAUUGCAAAGAGUCUGAACAUUUCCGUCGAUCAGCAAACAACGCAGCUGCUGGAUAACCUCAAACAGCAGCUGAUGGAAGCUGCGUCGGUCGCGAAACAGGCGAAAGAGAGGGGAGAGCCUGUGCUGUCUUCAACAGUGUUCACGUCCCCCGUGGAUACCGUCCCGAAACACAGGCAUGAGGACACUGGUUACAGCGUCGACAAUCAACAGAGUUCGGCUUACUCCCAUCCCGGGGCUAGCGAGAGUUCAGUAUUUUCCAGCAGUCUGAGUGUCGCUAGUUCUGGUUUUACGAACACGUUGCCUCAGACGUCGGGUGCCGUUCAGCCUGGGUAUGAUAAACAUGCUGGAGUGAAGGCGGCCCUGGCACAGCUGUUGGCGCAGCAGGGUAUUCCCGUCACUAUGGGAGGCUCCCAGGUGAGGCCGACGCUGGCUAACAAUAACACUGAUAGCGUUUCCAACGUUCCCGGCCCAGUGUCUGUGGUCAGCUCGGGGCAGACUUAUGGCUCGCAGAACUAUCAAAACUUCGAACCUCCUAUUUCCAGCAUUGGCAAUUCUAGUAUACCACCACCGGUCUCCAGCAUUGGGAACUCUAGUGUGACACAAACCGUGUCUUCUGCCAGGAUUCAAUCACAGUAUAGUUUUACCUCGGACGAUUCGAGAGAGAGUUUUACAGACACCUCCAUUACAAACAUUCCAAACACGCAACCGAUGCCCUACUUCGAUUCUACGGCAAGAGGGAGAGGGAGAGGUGUGCCCCCGGGACCACCGCCCGGUCCUCCACCGGGAUUUCCACGACAGCAGGGUGCUGGAUUCGGGCGUGGAUAUACUGGUGGACAAGAUAACCGCGGAAGAGACUCGUACAGUUCUAAUUCAGGAAUGGCGGGCUGGCAUUGAUGUAGGCAGUGCAGACUUUUAAGCUGCUGCCCACCAGAUCAUUAAAAAUAUUUAGCUGAAUUUGCAAACUGUUCAUGAUUCCGUCAUCAAAAAUCAAGUCCGAGAAUUAGCAUUAUUAUUGGGUGUUUGGGUUUUUGUGUUGAAUUUGACCACACAUUUUUAAGACAAAUCCAUCAAAUUGUUGUCAGUAUUUUAGAUGCAGCUUAGACUCUUCUUUAGUUUGUACUGGAGUCCACGUCAUCCUUGUUAUUUUUUGCCAUUGGUUAUAUGUAUUUGGUCAUAGAUUUGUUGAGGUGAUGUUUGGUGUUGGUAACAUGAUUUUAAUAACUCAUUGAAGUGAGGUUGUAUAGUGACAUUUUGUAUGUGUGGAUGAUUUUCUGCUGAAUUUAAAUCUUUUAAAGACAUAUACCAAGCUUAGCAACACUGUAUCUGACUAUACACUAAUUUAAUAUAUUAAAAGCUUAAAAGGACUUAAAAUGAAAGCAUGUAUGCUAAUUCGUGAAAUGGAACCAAUCAAAAUGACUUGCAGACACCAGACUUAAGAAUACAUCACUGUAGUGUUCAGACAAAUUCAAAAUAAUGAUUGCAUUAAACACAGUAUCUGCUGUACUUUUCACGUUUUGGUUAUUAUACAGUGAUGUCAGAAUAAACCGGCAACUAGUGAAACUUCUUUGUCGACUACAAUUGUACACAUUACAUUAAAGAUUAAACUUGGAAUAGUUAAGCAAAGAGUUCCUCCUAUUCCUCCCUUUUGGGGGAUUGGGUAUGCGUUAUUAGACCAAUAUUAGGACGAUAGCUAAGUGCUCCAACUGCACCUUGGCUUGGCCACAGAGUAGAUUGUCAAAUAACUAUUUAAAAAACCCAUAAGGGAUGUAUUGACUUUGGAGUAUUUUAACAUGCCCCUAUAUCACUACGGUUUCGGGCAUGUCCAUCCUGGGUCCGGUCUCUGGAUAGCCAGUGCUCCAACCUGGGACAUGGAUGUAUUGAAUGAAUGUCACAUCUAGUCUUCUGUGGUAUUAUCUUCCAAAAGCACCAGUGUCAUGGAAAUUUAAAACACAAAAAUCCAAUUGUGUAUUAUGAAAUAAAAUCUUUAUCGUUUUCUUCCAUUUCAAACAUUUAUUGGGAGGUUGGGAAGACGUUUUGCUAUAGUAUAUGUUUUUGAAGAAAAUUAUCAAUACUGUACCACGACUCACACUGGAAAAGAUUUUAGUCUGAGCGAAUUUUCUGAUGUAUUUAUGUAGAGGAUUUCUUGAAAAAUUAUUGACAUGUAGCUGAUUUUGCCAAAUAACAAAUGUAGCCAGCCACGACACAUUUUAGAUAAUUUAGCUAUAGGUAGGCUAAGCCUGGCUGUACUCGUGUAUAUUUUUACACCUUGAACAAUUUCAAACAAACAAAAUUUAACUGGGGGAAAAUGAUUUUUCUGAACAAAAAAUUGCUAUAGUUAAAUCAAUUGGGAAAACAUUUUCUCAGAAAUAAAUCAGUUCACAAAAAAAGUUGAAGGCAAGGGAAGUGUGAAUGAAUUUUCCAAAGCAAUGAAAUGUGGUUACUCCAGAGGUUUUGUUUUUCUAGUGUUAAUUUGUCACAUUGUUAAUUGGAAAGCUGUAAAUGGGAAUUUACUCAAAUGUUGUGGUUUGGAAUGUAUAGAUAUGAUUAUCUGUGUGUAUAUAUACCUAUACAACUAGAAUAUAUUUCAAUAUGAAACAGUGUAUUUAUUAAUAAAAGAAUAAGGCUCGAUUUAAUCAUUGGAUAUAUUUUAUUUUUGGAACGUUUGACUUGUUACAGCUUGUGUUUGCUAUGUGUUUGUAUUUUAGUAUGUUUUGAAGCUGAUUGUAAAUUUUAUAUUGCCACAUGUAUAUUAAAACUAAGCUAAAUUAAGCUCUAGUUUAAAAAUAACUUGUAAUACAUUUUUGGUUGUUUUUAUUGUUUUAUUGUAUGUAACAUAACUAAGGUAAUGUGAGGAUAAGAAUUGGAAUAUCAAACAUUUUCACUGAUAUUUGCACUUCACCUAACCUCAGUUUAUUUGUAAUUAGUUAGAUCCCUGCAGUUUUGUUUUCAUAAAGAAUAGCAUAUUUUGUUUUUAUUGGAAUUAGAAAUUUAACAGUUUUGAGAAAUAGAUGUUUGUUCUUAAAAUAAUUGUGAUCAUGAAAGUUGUCGGUUAUAUUCUUAAUUGAUUGGGCCACACAACUUUGAGAAUUAAUACUGUUUACAUUUAUUUAUUUUAUCAAAAAGCUUUACUUAAAAAUAGGUUUAAAAAUUCAUUAGCAUUACUGCUGAAAAGUUAAAAUAAAGGAAUUUAUUUAUUUAAUAAAAGAAAGAAGAAAUACUUAAAUCAACAUUUUGUGUUUAUUUAAAGUGACCAUGCAGUAUGGUGUCUUGCAUAUUAUCUCUUAUGGUAAAAUAUAGAUCGAGAUAAGAUUUUUGCUCUCUCCUUUAUUGUAUUGCCAUGUCUCUGCUGAAGUGGCCAUCAUAUUUCCUAGAACUUUCACAAGUUUCAUUAUUUGUAACCUCAUCAAUACAAAUCAUACCUUUUUUUUCUUUUUUUUUUUUUUUUUGGAUGCUUGUAAAUUGCUAUUUGUUUAGAAAGACAGUCCAUUGAGCUUUCUUUCUUUAUCAUGUACACAUUUCAGAUAGAACUAUUUUUAAUGUAUACCAAUUCACCUGCUGUACAUUGCUGUUAACUGGUGAAAAUAAAAAACGAAUGAUGGGAAA